AUGGUCUACUACAUCCCCCUUUGGCUCCAAGCCAUCAAAUCCAAAUCCGCCGUACAGUCCGGGAUUGACACGAUCCCCAUGGUCCUCUCGCUCGUCGUUGGUGCUAUUGGGGCCGGACAAAUUGUCGGACGAAUGGCAUACCAUACAUCAUUCGCCAUGGCCAGUAGUGUAAUCAUGCCGAUCGGCGCAGGUCUCAUUUCUACCUUUGAUCUCAACACGGGCAGCGGGAAGUGGAUCGGAUAUCAGAUCCUCUUCGGCCUAGGCAUGGGAAUGGGAAUGCAGCAAGGUACAAUGGCGGCACAAACUGUGCUGCAUCGAAAGGAUAUAAGACGGGCGUAUCACUUUGCUUCUUCUGCCAGCAGCUUGGUGGAGCCAUCUUUGUGUCCGUCGGGCAAAAUGCGUUUCAUUCAGAAGUUCACCACCGGACUUACAACGCUCGUGCAUGAUCUUGACGUGGGUGAGGUUGUGAACACGGGAGCAACGGAGAUUGCGAAGAUUGUGCCGGAGAAGGAUCUGCACGAGGUGCUGGUGGCGUAUAAUGAUGCGCUCAGGCAGGUGUUUGUCGUGGGUGUGGUUAUGGCGUGCUUGCCGGUGAUUGGAGCAUUCUCACUCGAGUGGAGGAGCGUGCAAGGGAGGCAAGGUCCGACGGAGAAGGGGAGCAAUAACGAUAGUAAGAUAGAUACGACAGUAAGCGAGCAGGAGAAGGCAUGA
Molecule: messenger RNA, 711 nt
Organism: Fulvia fulva
Lineage: Eukaryota; Fungi; Ascomycota; Dothideomycetes; Mycosphaerellales; Mycosphaerellaceae
Product: MFS-type efflux pump MFS1
Exons: 1
Coding region: 1-711 (236 amino acids)
Biological process (GO): transmembrane transport
Molecular function (GO): transmembrane transporter activity
Source: RefSeq, a predicted model, not a curated record